Messenger RNA from Clupea harengus (Atlantic herring), 1547 nucleotides. It is a transcript of the gene mob4, whose product is annotated as MOB family member 4, phocein. The record is from RefSeq and is a predicted model, not a curated record. NCBI's taxonomy places the organism in Eukaryota, Metazoa, Chordata, Actinopteri, Clupeiformes, Clupeidae.
UGUCAACGGUAGGUCCACUGUACAAAAUUACCCUGAUGAUUUAUAAACUUACAGAUUGAUGAAUGCAAUAAAUGUCGACAACUUCGACAUAUUACAUGUGGUUUAUAUGAUUAGUAUGUAUUUUGUUGUUUGUAAAUAAGUUUUAUCAAUGGGCAGAGAGUUUUAUCAUAUUUUGUAUACCACGAGGUUCAUCAUGAUACAUACUGAUUAGCUAGCUAGUUCGCUGGGAAUUUCCCAUUCUCCACGUACCGUAAGCUAGCUAACUGUACUGCCGUACUGAAUGUAUUUUGACAUUUGAUUUUAUUGGUGCAGAUGCUGUGUACCAAUUGUGAUAUUUGCAUGAACAGUACCAUCGCCGCUUGUAGAAAGCGUCAUCGACAGUCGCAUCCGGGAAUUCUGUCGAGAUGGUCAUGGCGGAGGGUACUGCUGUUCUGAGGAGGAAUCGGCCAGGCACUAAGGCGAAGGAUUUCUACAACUGGCCCGAUGAGUCCUUUGAGGAGAUGGACAGCACGUUAGCUGUCCAGCAGUACAUCCAGCAGAACAUCCGCUCUGACUGCUCCAAUAUUGACAAGAUCCUAGAGCCACCGGAAGGCCAAGAUGAGGGUGUGUGGAAAUAUGAGCACUUAAGGCAGUUUUGUUUGGAGCUAAAUGGACUGGCUGUCAAACUACAGGGUGAGUGUCACCCUGACACAUGUACCCAGAUGACCGCCACAGAGCAGUGGAUCUUCCUCUGUGCAGCACACAAGACACCAAAAGAGUGUCCAGCCAUCGACUACACAAGGCACACGCUGGAUGGAGCAGCCUGCCUUCUGAACAGCAACAAGUAUUUCCCUAGCCGUGUCAGCAUUAAAGAGUCGUCCGUAGCCAAACUGGGAUCAGUGUGCCGUCGCAUCUACAGGAUUUUCUCCCACGCCUACUUCCACCAUCGGCAGAUAUUUGAUAAAUACGAGAACGAGACCUUCCUGUGCCACCGCUUCACGCGCUUUGUCAUGAAGUACAACCUGAUGUCCAAGGACAACCUGAUCGUGCCCAUCCUGGAGGAGGAGGUGCAGAACUCCGCCGCCACAGGGGAGAGCGAGGCCUGAGACGGAGGAGACGGCGGCCAUGGUGGCAGCGGCAGCAGUGUGUUCUGCAGCUAUGCCCAGUGCCCCCCCUCCCAUCCCAUCCUCCCAACGCCCAUCCCUCCUCAAAAAAGAAAUAAUCUUUUUUGAUUCGUUGUUUUCUGAGCAGCUUAGACUUGACACAUGCAUACUCUGGUGUGCCCCUUGUAUAUAUGACCACCACCGUCCCCUCCACCCUCCUCUUGGCUUUUAUUCUAACAAUCAUGUCUGUCGUGGGUGCUUCAGCUUUAAAGUUCUCUCUCUCUCUCUCUUUCGUUUGAGCGUGGUUGUAUCCCACCCCCCCCCCCCCACACCGUCAUUAUUAAGUUAUUUAAUGGGGAAAGGCACAUGACCUAAUCCACAAUUUUUGUUUUUAUUUUUCUUAAAUGAUGAACUAAAGUUUGAUAUUUUCAUGUCUUAAUUAAAAAAAAUACUUGUACCCAGAAA